AUGAAUGGGAAGGGCCCUUAUUCUGGCUCUUCCCUGGUGCUGAGAGUCACUCAGCAGCUUCAUUUUUCCUCGGUAGGCCUCUCUAGCACUGCAGAGUUUCAGGACAAAAUGAGCCCAAAUAGUGACGAGCAAAGCCAGAUCUACCAGCAGCAGCCUCAACGAUAUCAUAAUGGAGGAUUCAGACCUAGACCUCCUGCUGGUUACAGAAACCAACAAGAAGGUUCUCAGCAAGGACCACCUCAACAAGGAGGCCAGCAGCAGCAACCAAAUGGUCCCCCUUGUCCUGGUAACCAUCAGAGACCACCUCAACAAGGAGGUCAGCAACACCAACCCGAUGGUCCCCCUUGUCCUGGAAACCAGCAAGGACCAUCCAACAAGGAGGUCAGCAGCAACAGCAGCAGCAGCAACCAAAUGCCCCCCCCCAUCCUGGUAACCAGAAGGGACCACCCCAGCAAGGAGGCCAGCAGCAGCAGAGCAACAAAUGCCCCCCCCCUCGUCCUGGAAACCAUCAGGGACCACCUCAACAAGGAGGCCAGCAGCAACAACCCAAAGGGCCCCCCUUGUCCUGAAAACCGGCAGGAACCACCCCAACAAGGAGAACAGUACUAA
Molecule: messenger RNA, 609 nt
Organism: Marmota monax (woodchuck)
Lineage: Eukaryota; Metazoa; Chordata; Mammalia; Rodentia; Sciuridae
Product: acidic proline-rich protein HP43A-like
Exons: 2
Coding region: 1-609 (202 amino acids)
Source: RefSeq, a predicted model, not a curated record